Molecule: messenger RNA, 1287 nt
Organism: Diaporthe citri
Lineage: Eukaryota; Fungi; Ascomycota; Sordariomycetes; Diaporthales; Diaporthaceae
Exons: 3
Coding region: 1-1287 (428 amino acids)
Biological process (GO): translational initiation
Cellular component (GO): eukaryotic translation initiation factor 2B complex
Molecular function (GO): guanyl-nucleotide exchange factor activity; translation initiation factor activity
Source: RefSeq, a predicted model, not a curated record
AUGGCAGCACCACAAAAGGGACAUGCGCCGAACCUCGAGAAGUUCCUCAAGUCGCUUAAGGGGCGACCGCUGGAUGCUUCGAUAGAGUCCUUAAUAUCUCUCCUCAAGCGGAGACAAAUCACCGGUGCCGACAAAUGCGCGAUCGCAACAGCCCACAUCCUCCUCCACGUCGUUGCAAAGUCAAAGUGGACCGGUGUCGACCAGCUCCUUGACCGGGUCGAGAGGGUUGGCCGGAAGCUCGUUCUCGCGCGGCCUCAAGAGCUGGUUAUUGGCAACGUUGUGCGCCGCGUCUUGGGUCUCAUUCGCGACGAGGCCGAGGAGGACCGCGGCGGCAAUGGCGAUGACUCCAUGUCUGACGUUUCGGCCCUACCUGGUGACGAGCCGAAUGUGGCCUCUGCAGAUGCCUCGCCCCCGUCUCGACCAGUCCCUCGCAUGGGCCUGCUCACUUCCACCAGUUCCUUCCACGCCCCGCAGUCCAUGUUCAAUCUGCUCGCCAACUCGCCCAAGCUGGAUAGGAGCUCGGCAGGGUCGCCCUUUGGAAGGGGCUCUGGCGCUUCCACCCCCAUGUCACACGCGCAAGUCGCCAACAACUCGGCUCUACGUUCGGAGGUCAUUGAUGGUAUUGAGGAAAUCAAGGACGAGAUCAGUCAGGUGGAUGACCAGAUUGCAAGCUUCGCCGAGGUCCAGAUACACCCGGGGCACCACGUCUUGGUCUACAAGCCAAGCCCAACAGUCGAGAGGUUCUUGAUUGCGGCCGCGAAGAGGAGGAAAUUCACCGUCUUCAUCGCCGGUGCAACGAUUCCGAAGGCAUCUGAGGAGUCUCCAUACGCGACGUUGCGCAAGCAGCUGAGCAAGUUCGGUGUAAAUACGAUCAACAUCUCGGGAAGCGGCAUCACUGCGUACAUGGCAAGUAUCAAUGUGGUGAUCCUCGAUGCUCAGGCUGUGACCGCGAACGGCUCAGUCAUCGCUGUCGGAGGCGCUGCAGUGGUCGCAAGGGCUGCCCGCGAAUAUAGCAAGACAGUGAUCGUGCUGGGCGGCGUGUUCAAGCUCUGCCCUGAGGACGAGCCAGACCUGGAUGCACUCGUCCAGGUCGGAAGCCCCAUGGACCUGGUCGGUUACGACGGCCACAUGGUCGACAUUGAUGUCGAGACCACAACCUCCGAGUACAUUGUUCCAGACUUGGUCGACAUCUACAUCACAAACCUGGGACCACAUUCUCGAGACCAUCUCCAAGGUGUUGUUGCUGACCACUAUAAAAUCGAAGACGUGGACUUCCUGAUCCAGUGA